This is a messenger RNA of Macroventuria anomochaeta, 2286 nucleotides long. RefSeq names its product FAD binding domain protein. Gene Ontology annotation, molecular function: oxidoreductase activity; FAD binding. The transcript has 3 exons. NCBI's taxonomy places the organism in Eukaryota, Fungi, Ascomycota, Dothideomycetes, Pleosporales, Didymellaceae. The coding region runs from base 469 to 2286 and encodes 605 amino acids. The record is from RefSeq and is a predicted model, not a curated record.
GGACGAUUGCCCUGUGUCAACUGCUGUUCGACUUCGAACACCCACCCAAUUACGAUAAACGAGUAUCCUGGAGUCGAACGUAAACUGCUGGACUUUCCCCAAAACAUGACACAGCAAUAUUAUUCUAUCUCAAGUCUGCCCUUCCUGAUGACUUGUUCGCAUCUGGUGUCGUUCUCUUCGCAUUGCUCGUUCCCAAAGCCUGCGCUUACUGCACAGCCGCAACGCCAUAUUUUAGCCUUGGCUUGACCCACUUCCUCCCAGUGAGCCCCAAUCCUUAUUCCUACGUCACAGUAAAUCCAAUCGUAGUGCUCAAUCAAGGGCCGGUGGGCUGACAUCGCAUCUGCAACCCAAACAGGAUAUUGCAGAGAUGCCCCGCAGUCUGCCUCGAACACUAUUUACAAGACUACUUAUUGAUGCCGAUGGAUUGACGUUAGGUUGAACAACUACGAAGGCAUCUACCAGAACAAAAUGAAGAUUAACAAAAGGGUGUUGCUCCAAGUCUUGGCAACUUUGGUCACGACAUCAGCAACCAGGCUGCGAUGCAAAUGUACACCUGAGGACGCCUGUUGGCCGACCUCCUCGGACUGGGCUCACUUGAACACCACCCUCUCCGGCGCCCUCAUCCUUCCCACACCACCAGCCUCCGUCUGCUUCGCCUCUCAACCCAACUACGAUGAAGAAGCCUGCGCUCUCAUCCGCUCAAAAUGGUUCGACUCGACCUUCCACGCCUCAGACCCGAUCAGCAUUGACUACCCAAUCUGGACAAACAACUCGUGCAACCCCAUCUUUCCCAACGGCACGUCACUGACCGGAGACCCGAACGCAGGAAAAAGAGGUUGUAAUGCAGACACGUAUCCAGCGUACGUAGUCAAUGCCAUUCACGCUUCGCAGAUCGCUACAUCUCUGAAGUGGGCGGGUGAGAAGAAUGUGAGAGUUGUGGUGAAAGCAACAGGGCAUUCGUACACCGGGCGCAGCACCGGUCCCGGCAGCUUGUCAAUCUGGACACAUAAUAUUCGGGGUAUCGAGUACAUCGAAGAGUUCUUAGCGACCUCCUGCCCAGUCUCUGCACCAAUUGCUGCUGUUCGUGUAGCGGCUGGCCAUACCAACGGCGAACUCCAGGAGUUCUUGAGUAAAUAUGGAAGGGUCAUCGUCAGCGGCGCAAAUCCCAGCGUAGGCAUUAUCGGCUGGCUCACCGGUGGCGGUCACGGAUUUCUAUCCAGUACGUACGGGAUGGGCAGCGACAAUCUUCUCGAAGCCACCGUUGUCCUUCCAUCAGGCGCCAUUGUCGUUGCCAACCCUUGCCAAAACUCUGACAUAUUCUUUGCUAUCAGAGGAGGCGGUGGCGGAACUUUUGGAGUCGUGACUGAAGUGGUGCUGAAAACACACCCCAGUCCUCAAACCACCAUGCACAUCUUCACACUCGCCUCGCUCCCCAAUACCAUGGACGUGCAGUUCUGGGAUGCAACGGGGUAUCUGCACGCCCAUAUGCAGCGCCUAAAAGAGGGUGGCAUGCAAGGUUACUACUAUAUCGUCGGCCCACCAACGUCCCCCUCUCUCUCCCUGAUAUGGAUGUUCAUGCUAUUCGACAAACCAGACGGCACUGUCGAGUCGCUCAUGGCGCCUGCCGAGAAAUAUCUGAUGGAGCGCGCAAAUCUGUUUACGUACACAUCCAACAUCACGCAUACCGCAAGUUACUUCGACAUCGCGCAGCAUGUUCAAAAUGAGGCUGUCGCGAAUGGCGGGAGCACAUAUGGUUCGCGUCUCCUCAGCCCUGGGAGCCUGGCUGAUGCAGUCGUCAAUGCAGAGGGCCCGGUAUCGAACCCAACGCUCAUAGGCCACAUGAUCGCCGCCCCUGCCAUACCGUCUUACUACCCUUCCCUAUCCUCUUUGAAUCCAGCAUGGCGCAACACACUCGUGCAUCUCGUAGUCGUCGAGGUGUGGCAAGACGGUUCGCCGCAAGCAACAAUUGACGCCGUACGCGGAGACAUUACAAUCAAGACACAGAAGCUCAGAGCGCUGUCGCCGGAUACAGGCGCCUAUUUCAAUGAGGCGGAUAGUAAUGAGCUCGACUGGCAGAAGAGUUUCUUCGGAAAGAACUACGACCGAUUGAAGAAGAUCAAGCGUGAUAUUGAUCCAGAGAACAUAUUGUGGUGUCGAAAGUGUGUGGGUAGUGAGGCAUUUGUUGAGCGCAAUGGUGGGAGACUGUGUUCAGUCCGUUCAGAGGACGGUGAUAACUCAGAUGGAAUGGAAGAGGUGGAGGGAAAAAAGUCCGAGCUACGGCCUUGA